CUUCUGGCCAUUAAAACCAAAGCAAGCUGUUAUCAACAAUGGCCGCUAACACCCUCAGCCAUGCCUUCUUCUUCCUUCUACUCUCCAUUGCAGUCCCACUUGUUGCUCGGGGCAGCGACCCUGACAUCACCUCAGACUUCAUCCUCCCACAAAACCUCACCUCGAACCUAAUCGAUGGGAGCUUCUUCACCUUCACCGGCAUGCGGACUCUACUAAAUAGCGAUGAGGUUAAGAACUUUGUAGUGCUCAAAGCAUCCAUGGCCGAGUUCCCAGCCCUCAAUGGGCAGAGCGUAUCCUACGCCGUCCUCCUUUAUCCUCCGGGCGCCGUCAACCCCCCUCACACCCAUCCUCGUGCUUCUGAGCUCUUGUUCCUCGCCGGCGGCUAUCUCGACGUUGGCUUCGUCGACACCGCUAACAAGCUCUACGUUCAGACUCUUCAGCCUGGGGACAUAUUUGUGUUCCCCAAGGGACUGGUGCACUACCAAUAUAACAGUGGAAAAGGCCAGGCAAUCGCCAUCUCCGCCUUCGGCAGUGCCAGUGCCGGGACUGUAUCAGUCCCUGGGAGUUUGUUUGCCACUGGCAUCGAUGACGAGAUCCUCGCAAAAUCCUUCAAGACUGAUGUAGCCACGGUGCAGAAGAUCAAGGCUGGGUUUGCACAGAAAGCCUAAAGCUCGAAGCAGAUAUUUGACGUACAAGGAAUACUACCUACGUUACAAUAUUUGAAGGCUGUACUCAGGGAUUUGCUUCCUGUUUCUUGCCUCCAAUAUUCUUGUUUGAGUUCUCUUUCUAAGAAUCCUGUUGGCUGACCAUUGUUAUUUAUGUUCAAUUACCCUGUUAUUUUUCUACAUGGCAGAAAGCCAUGCAAGCUUCUGAUCUAUUUUUCUAGAGAUCCAUCAGUGG
Molecule: messenger RNA, 900 nt
Organism: Elaeis guineensis (African oil palm)
Lineage: Eukaryota; Viridiplantae; Streptophyta; Magnoliopsida; Arecales; Arecaceae
Product: germin-like protein 9-3
Molecular function (GO): manganese ion binding
Source: RefSeq, a predicted model, not a curated record